This is a messenger RNA of Nelumbo nucifera (sacred lotus), 1150 nucleotides long. Its product is annotated as large ribosomal subunit protein uL6c-like. Gene Ontology annotation, biological process: translation. The record is from RefSeq and is a predicted model, not a curated record. NCBI's taxonomy places the organism in Eukaryota, Viridiplantae, Streptophyta, Magnoliopsida, Proteales, Nelumbonaceae. Gene Ontology annotation, molecular function: structural constituent of ribosome; rRNA binding. Gene Ontology annotation, cellular component: ribosome.
UCUAUCCACUUCAAACUCAUUUCCAUGAUCCUAUCCACGACGCCGACUCCUUAGUCGCGUCUGGCUCACCUUCCCAUCAUCCCAGCUUCUUCUGCAUCGUCUAAUGGUUCCUCCUCUCUGAAGACUUUCGUACUAAAUACCAAAAGGGAGCCAGAAAAGGAGCUUCGGGACUUCAAUACAGAUUCAAGAGCUCUCUAUAAGCGUCUAGAUUGACGAUGUUUCUUCUUCAACCUUCUACUCGCCCUUGUAAUUUGAAAUCCAAAUUUCUGGGUGAGGUGAGUGCCACCCAAGUUGGUAGGGUUCCUGUCACUCAUGUUGGAUUUUUGAGGAAGACUGUGGAAUGCAAAGAAUCAAGAAUAGGUAAGAAGCCAAUUGAAGUACCACCCAAUGUAGCAAUCACACUGGAAGGCCAAGACCUGAAAGUUAAGGGUCCUUUGGGUGAGCUUUCAAGGACUUACCCACGUGAGGUGAAGCUUGUGAGAGAGGAAUCCGGAAAUCUAAGGGUCAUCAAGGCAGUGGAAACAAGAAGAGCCAAUCAAAUGCAUGGGCUUUUCAGGACUCUUACAGACAACAUGGUGGUUGGUGUCUCCAAAGGAUUUGAAAAGAGACUUCAAUUGGUUGGAGUUGGAUAUCGUGCAACACUAGAAGGCAAAGACUUGGUAUUAAAUCUUGGGUUUUCUCACCCAGUUAGGAUGACCAUCCCUGAUGGUUUGAAAGUAAAGGUGGAAGACAACACUAGAAUUGCCGUUAGUGGAUAUGAUAAGUGCUCCAUCGGUGAAUUUGCUGCUUCAAUUAGGAAGUGGAGACCACCAGAACCAUAUAAAGGGAAAGGUGUGAAAUAUGCAGAUGAGAUUGUAAGAAGAAAGGAGGGGAAAGCUGGUAAAAAGAAGUAAAAUGGCAAUCUCCAUGUUUUCCCUCCCAUCCUUAUUUGUUUAUCUUCUUUUCUUAUUUUUGAGCCACAUGUAUUGAUUGUACCUGCAUCCUUGUUGAAGCAGAAAACUUAUGAACAGGUGACUUGUUCCCCUUCUUUUUACAAGCACGUCUAAGAGCAAUUUGCUAGCAUCAGAGACCAUGCCUAUCAUGGAGGCUCAAACUACAACAUGGAUUUUUGUGAAAAUACAAGGGUACACACUUUGUUCUUUUGAUUUAA